Molecule: messenger RNA, 1044 nt
Organism: Acomys russatus (golden spiny mouse)
Lineage: Eukaryota; Metazoa; Chordata; Mammalia; Rodentia; Muridae
Gene: Nudt22
Product: nudix hydrolase 22
Exons: 6
Coding region: 113-1012 (299 amino acids)
Molecular function (GO): GDP-mannose hydrolase activity
Source: RefSeq, a predicted model, not a curated record
UGGGAGAAACGGGUGGAGCUUGGGGGCCGGCUGGGCGGGCGGGAGAAUUCCGAGAGCCAGCUUCCAGACCCUGGGAGUUGAUCAAGCUCCUCCAGAGCUGCCCUGUGAGACCAUGGACCCUGAGGUGUCCCUGCUGUUGCUGUGCCCUCCUGGAGGACUGUCCCAGGAGCAGGUAGCAGUGGAGCUGAGCCCAGCUUAUGACCGUCGUCCACUGCCUGGAGGAGACAAGACCAUCACCGCUAUCUGGGAGACCCGGCGACAGGCCCAACCCUGGAUCUUUGAUGCCCCCAAGUUCCGCCUUCACUCAGCCACACUGGCAUCCAGCUCAUCUGCACCACAGCUGCUCCUGCACCUGGGUCUAACUUCCUACCGGGACUUCCUGGGCACCAACUGGUCUAGCUCAGCCUCCUGGCUGCGACAGCAGGGAGCUGCAGAUUGGGGUGACAAGCAAGCCUAUCUGGCAGACCCGCUGGGGGUGGGUGCCACUUUGGUUACGGCUGAUGACCUCUUUGUCUUCCUGCGCCGCUCUCAGCAGGUGGCCGAGGCACCUGGGCUGGUGGACGUACCAGGUGGCCACCCUGAACCUCAGGCCCUGUGCUCCGGCGGCAGCCCCCAGCACAAGGACCUCCCUGGGGAGCUGGUGGUUCGGGAGCUUUUCUCCAGUGUCCUACAGGAGAUCUGUGAUGAGGUGAACCUGCCCCUCCACACCCUGAGUCAGCCACUGUUGUUGGGCAUUGCCUGCAAUGAGACCAGCGCGGGCAGAGCCAGUGCAGAGUUCUACGUCCAGUGCAGCCUGACCUCAGAGGAGGUCAGGGGUCAUUACAUGAGUGGGGGACCUGAGGCCCAUGAGUCUACAGGAAUCAUCUUUGUGGAGACACAGAGGGUACAGAGACUUCAGGAGACGGAGAUGUGGGCGCAACUCUGCCCCUCGGCCAAAGGCGCCAUCCUCCUCUACAGCCGCCAUCCGCCUCUCUGGUCAGGUGCUGGGACGUCCCAGCAAAGGUGUUCCUAGAGUCCCAGCCCUGUCACUACAGCUCUGAAGAC